AUGAAUGGACAACAAGAUGUAUCAAUGUUGCUAAGCAGGAAGAUGCUGUUAGGCUGGACAUUGUUGGAUGUAGUAUGUGCAAAGUGUCAGAUUGUGCCAUUGGUAGAGGAUAAGAAGAAUAAUGUAGUUCAAUGUGUCAACUGUAACAGAAGUCUAAAGAGAGAUAAAGAAACUGGUGACUUGGUUGUAGUAUCACAAGGUCCAACACAACAGCAACAACAACAACAACAACAGACAACGACAACAACAUCAUCUACUCAACAACAACAAAACGAGUUCAUGCCUGGCUUGUUACGUACUCCUGCUCCCUCUGCAACACCAGCACAAGCUCAAUUUACAACGACGACACCAUCGACUCAACAGACUUCAAGUGUAAUGCAACAGCAUGACUUGGAUAUGGAUGAUGAUGAGAUUGAGGAUGACUACUUUGACGACGAUAAAGAGGCAACAUGGACAGAGAGUGAACGUAUUGCAUUCGAGAAGAGGAUGAAGAAGUCUGAUGAAGUCAGUGCUAUUAUGGGUCAGAAGUUGCUCAUGGGUUGGGCACUUCUCGGAGAUGAAUGCCCCAACAAUGAAUGCUCCGGCACACCUUUGAUGAGAGACAGAGAGAAGAUGUAUCACUGUGUAUCUUGUGAAGCAUCUGCAAUGAGUGUCGAGCAAAUGUUUAAGGCUGUUCAAACAAAGGAGAUCAAGAAGCAACAAGACCAAGCACAAUCACAGGCACAAUCACAGAUACAAGAGGUCACUCCAACAAAGGAACCAAAACUUAAGAGGCAAAAGAAGGUUGUUGAUCCUGAACCAAUGCAACUCCCAGCUCAUCAACAACAUGUUGUACCAGACAACUGCUGCAACACACUGGCUGGCGCAUCUUCAUCAUCACCUCUGUCCACAUCAACAUCGUUGUCGACUACACCUCAUAAGGCCACUACUGCUCCAUUGGCGCCUGCUGCAUCGACAAGACCAAACAUCAACAACAACAAUGUAGUCAAACGUAUGGAUACAUCAUCGUCAUCGUCAUCAUCAUCACAUCAAGAGUUGAACGAGAUGCCCGAUGUAGUGGACAGGGCACUUCAAACAUUGCUUCACAAACUGUCAGAGGCAGAGUCAAGACUUGCCAACAGCACCAGCAUCAACGACACCAAGAACGACUGCUCAUUGAUCAAGGAAUGCAGCCAAGCCAUCGCCUCACUUCUCGAGCUCAAGAGACAACUGUCUUAG
This is a messenger RNA of Acytostelium subglobosum LB1, 1218 nucleotides long. RefSeq lists its product as hypothetical. Lineage: Eukaryota; Evosea; Eumycetozoa; Acytosteliales; Acytosteliaceae. The record is from RefSeq and is a predicted model, not a curated record. Bases 1 to 1218 code for a protein of 405 amino acids. The transcript is spliced from 2 exons.